AUGAAUCCUUUUGUUCUUACAGCAGCCAUCAAAGCCCGAUAUAAAAAUGUUUUUCCAGUUCCCCCAGGACCAUCAAUGAAAAAAGCUCCUGAUUUAUUAGAAUAUACUCUUUCAAGAAUUAUGUUAUAUGUUCUUUUUUGUUCAAUAUUUAAUUUGCUUUGUAGAAGUAUAUCUUCUUCAGACACUAUUAUAUUUCUUUCAAAACAAAAGAAGCGCACAAAAGAUAGAAAGGAUUUUCAUUGUCCAAAAUGUAAUCGGAAAACAACAUUACUUCCUCGGUGUAUCUUUCAAAUUGAUCUUACUGACGGUACUGCUACAGUCACAACAUCUAUCUCUGGUGAACUGGGAGAAAAACUACUCUCCAUGACAGCGGAAGACAUAUUUGACAUAACUUGUGCUAAGAGGCAAUCAUUGCAUGUUAAUCAUGUCCAUGAGAUGUUGUCCAACAAACUAUUUCAAAUUCAGCUAAGGAAGUCAUCUUGGGGUAGCUCAAACAAUACACAAGCAACUUACUCCAUUAUUUCCUACAUGGAAAAGCAACAUACUUCUCCAACCGCUAUUGAUAGGAAUUCCAAAAAGAUAAGACCUUUGGAGAUAAGUGAGAUGGAGGUGACAGAGACAACUACUGCAGCUGGUUCUUCAAAUGCAACUCCGAAAUUUGAACCACCCACACCAACAAAAAAACUGUAAAAGGUCAGUCUACAUCUGAUUAUCACAUUUA
Molecule: messenger RNA, 721 nt
Organism: Solanum lycopersicum (tomato)
Lineage: Eukaryota; Viridiplantae; Streptophyta; Magnoliopsida; Solanales; Solanaceae
Source: RefSeq, a predicted model, not a curated record